GUAAUAAAACAAAAUCGAAGAAUUAUUAACAAUUUUAAGAUCGUAGAUAAGGUCUAAUCGUGAUUAUAGAGUUGCGUUGUCGUCGUCGUCGUUGUCGUCGUCGCCGCCGCCGCCGUUGUCAUCGCGUAGGAAGCUGGUGCGCAAGGACGAAAAAGGGAAGUAGAGGGGGGAAGAAAAGGGUAUUUCUCCGUCUUGAACUACUACUAUAUAGUAGUUGGGCGCGCGUGCACGUAGAAACCGAAUAGGGUGCAGAGUGGGGGUUGAGAAUUGACGACUACAGCGCCAGUGGUGAUACGAAACGGACGAACGACAGAGGCAGCGUGGUAGUAGCGGUGGUGGAGUUGGUGGAGUUGGAGUAGUGGUAUGGUGGUGGUGUUAGUGGUAGGUAGUAGUGGUGGUGGUGGCUGCCGGCAGGCAAGCAGGCAGGCAAGCAAGCAAGCAAGCAUCAGAAGCGGACAGCCAACGGCAGUAGCUAAGAAGCAAUCGCGCGUGAGGAGGUGCACACUCCGUAUACGCUCUUAUGACGAGAGGUGAUGAAUAGACGUCGCCGUACUUAUUCUUAUUCUUAUUCUUCUUCUUCUUCUUCUACUCGUGUUGUUGUAUUUAUUGGUUUUAACGAUCACCGGAAUAUUAUUAAGAACAACGAUAUUAACGUUAUUACGGAAAUAAUACAAAGUGAUAAUCGUCGUGCGCGUCGUCGUCGGCGUCGUCAUCGUCAUCAACAGCAACAACAACAACAACAACCACAGUGUAAUAGUCAACGAUGACGACAAUCCUACUCGCGGACAAAUCGUCGUGUUCUCUUCGUAAGAAAAUAGGAAAUGCUUGUUUUUGUGCUCGAUGUUGUUAUCUUCGUGCAUCGUCUUCAUCUUACAAGGAUAAUACGACGAUCUCCUUAUCAUUCUUCCAGACACAACAUUUAGUUAAAGAAUUGUUGGAAGACAUUUGAACGUUCCUACUCGUCAACUACGCGAAAACUCGAUAUUUUUUCAAGAGUCGGUACCUAAAUAAUUAUCAAAAACGGCGGCUAUCGGCGUCGGGGUGCAACCUGUGUUAUCAUCCGGCUAUCAUAACACAGUGCCACCUCAGAGCGGGGGUGGUGGUUCGACAUUUAGUGCCGCGGCGAUGGUGGCAGCUGCCACCGCUACGGCCACCGCCACAGCUAGCGUGGUGGCCAUGCAGGACCGCCAAGAUAUCCCCGCACAAUUCAAUCAGAUGCAAAGUCAACAUGGGAUACCACCCCCCCAUCAAGCGUACAACACUGGGUACGCCCAAAGAGGACCAAUGGCUGGAAUGGGGCCACUUGGAGUGAGCAAUUUUAACGGCAUGGGCGCCAUGAGCCCAAUGCAUUCUAUGAAUUCCAUGAAUUCGAUGAACAGUAUGAGUGGGAUGAACUCGACAAUGAAUCCUAUGACACUGGGAAGCAUGAACAGCAUGAACGGCAUGAACGGUAUGAACAAUAUGAACGGUAUGAACCCCAUGAGCUCCAUGAGUAACAUGGGUACUAUGGGAAUGAACAACAUGAUGGGACCUAACAGCAUGCAGAUGAAUAAGAUGAACAUGCAGGCGCAGUCUCAUCAAGGAUAUCCAAGAAGACUAAAUCCAUAUCCUUCACCAGCCAUGCAUAUGGCGCAAAAGAGGCAGCAGCAAGCUCCUUACGCCAAUACUAAUCCUGCAGCGAUACAGCAGCAAGGCUUUACCCCCAUGUCGACGACACAGUAUCCAAAUAAUUAUCCGGCUACGGCAAGACCAAACUUCCAGCCACAGUAUCAACCGAUGCAAGGCAUGAAUUCCGCCGCGGCUGGUUUUCCACCCAAUUCUAUGAUACGUGGGGCGAACAUGAGGCAAACGACGCCAUCGUAUAAUACGGCGUCGCAGGCAGCAGCAGCAAGCCAAUAUUUCAAUAGCAAUGUACCAGUUAGUAUGGGACCUACUACUGUAGGGAACCAAUACAUUGGUCAUCAACAAAAUGCAGCUUACGGUGGUGGACAAUCUCCGUAUGUAGGUGCUGCUGCUGUCGCUGCUGCAACCACAAGUCAGUACCAACAGGAUGUGGCGCCGAUGAGAACGACGGGAGCAGCGAACAUGAACUAUCAGCAUAGUCCUAUACCUGGAAAUCCAACUCCCCCAUUAACACCAGCGACAAGCAUGCCACCUUACAUUAGUCCAAAUCCGGACAUCAAACCAAAUUUCAAUGAAAUCAAAUCGCCUGUCAAUAUACAAAAAGACGAUGAGUUAAGAUUAACAUUCCCUGUUAGAGACGGUAUCAUUCUUCCACCAUUUCGCUUAGAACAUAAUUUGGCUGUAAGCAAUCACGUGUUCCAACUUAAAUCAACGGUACAUCAAACGUUAAUGUGGCGAUCUGACCUGGAACUACAGCUUAAAUGUUUCCAUCACGAAGAUAGGCAGAUGAACACGAAUUGGCCCGCAAGCGUUCAGGUUUCUGUCAAUGCAACGCCACUUGGUAUUGAUCGUGGUGAGAACAAAGCAGCCCACAAGCCUCUUUAUUUAAAAGACGUGUGCCAACCGGGAAGAAAUACUAUACAGAUUACAGUAUCCGCAUGCUGUUGUUCGCAUCUAUUUGUUCUCCAAUUAGUUCAUCGACCAAGCGUACGUAGCGUUCUGCAAGGUUUAUUGCGCAAAAGAUUACUAACUGCAGAACAUUGCAUAUCUAAAAUCAAAAGAAACUUUAAUAAUACGAUCUCGAGUAAUGGCAUUCAAUCUGAGAAGGAUGUCGUGGAGCAAACAGCACUUAAGGUAAGAAUGGUAUCUUUAAAAUGUCCUAUUACCUUCAAACGCAUAACACUGCCAGCGAGGGGACACGAUUGCAAACAUAUACAAUGUUUCGACUUGGAGUCUUACUUACAAUUAAAUUGCGAACGAGGUUCAUGGAGGUGUCCUGUUUGCACAAAAGGAGCUCAAUUAGAAGGUUUAGAAGUUGAUCAAUAUGUAUGGGGUAUUUUAAAUACUUUGAAUGUAGCAGAGGUAGACGAAGUAACGAUAGAUUCAGCGGCUAAUUGGAAACCAGCUAAGAAUUUAGCUAACAUUAAGUCGGAAGAGGAAAACGAUUGUAAAAGAAUGACGAAAGCAAUGUCACCUGGAAGUAUGAAUAUGCCUACUAUGAAUAAUUGGGAUAUGAACCAUCAAGCUAUGAGUCCCUAUUUACCUCCGGACAUGAACAGCAUAGUAAGCGGUUCGAUGAUGAACAACACUUCGUCCACAUACGGGAAUAAUAAUAUCAAUAGCAAUAUCAAUAAUAAUAUCAAUCACCGAAAUUCAUCUGGUGGAUCAUUUGAUAUUAAUCCUGGGACGAAUAAUACAACCAACAACGAUUACAAUAAUGGAACGGGACCUCUUACUCAUUUGAACGAAUCUGUGAAUUCGUUGGAUCCUCUUAAUGCUAUGGAAAAAUCGUUAAAUGAUCAGAUGCCGCACACUCCACACACGCCUCAUACACCUCACACACCACACACACCGGGUGGUGGUAACAGUGGUCCACCAAGUGUUCCUCCUGCGUCUCAGGAAUCUACAGGAAAUCAUAACACGUCUGGUAGUACGAGUACAAAUAUAAAUAACGAUACCGCGGAUAUACCGUCAGACUUAAAUUUCGAUCCAGCUGCAGUUAUAGAUGGUGAAGGUACUGGUCAAGAAGGAUUGAAUCUCUUGCCGGACAAUGUCGUAGAUGCAAUGGAGCUGCUUUCAUAUUUAGAAACGCCGGAUUUAAAUACUCCCCCUAGUAGUGGAGCAAGCAGCGGAAAUCCCUCAUCUAGCGACGACAUAUUGGCACUUUUUGAAUAAAAUCUCAAGGAACGAACUGUAUUACUUCGUAAUGAAAUCAAAUAAUGAUCCCGAAAUCACAGGGGGGUUAUGCGAUCAUCAGAUUAGCAUCCUACUGAGAAUAAUUAACAAUUAUUUCGAUUUCUAUAUGACGAUAAUCGUGUUUGAGGGAUAUAAGCAAAUGUGUUGGAUAUUCACAGUGGGUGCUCUCACCUAAUCAAUGGUACAAACAAUUUUAGCUCUAAUUGUAAUAAUUCCUAUUGAAAUGAGUUAAGGCAUAUGACUAGGGUAAUGACGACUUUUAACAUUAGUAGUACAGCAAACACACGAUAAUUAGUGCUUGUUUGUAAAGAUUUUAUUGCAUGGAUGGCAGGCACAAUAGACGACGACGACGACGACGACGACGACGACGACUUAUAUUAAGAUAUGUGUUAGUUUUAAUGAGUAAAUGUUACAUUAUAAUUUAUCGGUCAAAAAUUAUUCUAAUCGAUUUAAAUUCAAUUAAACAACAUAAUAUUUACAGAAAUCCAAUAAGGAUUUUAUAAAGGAUGACACAUUUAAGGAGGGUGGGGGGGAGGGGAGUAUCUUUUUCUGUUUAAGAAUUUAAAUCGAAACAUUUGCUCAUUAGAACACACACACACACACACACACAUGGAGUGCCACUUCAAACAUUUUGAAGUUUCCCUGCAUUAUCGUCUUUACGUAAAAGAUCGGUCUACUCGCGUUCAAGGCUAUGAUGGACCUACAUCACAACAGAACUAUAAUAUAAAUGUACAAUACCUCUUGUAAAUAAGUUUUAAUCCAAUUAGGUGAUACGUUCAUCUGUUGUGAACUACCCUGCUUAUUAAUGGAUAUAGCGCAUAUAGUGUUCCUUUCCAUUAGAUAAAUAGUAGAGUAUUCAUGGGAAUGAAUAAUUGAGGGGAUAUUGGGCUUCACACUGGAGAUGUAGACGAUGUACAUUCUUCAAGAUGUAUCUCCUGAGAAAA
Molecule: messenger RNA, 4763 nt
Organism: Polistes dominula (European paper wasp)
Lineage: Eukaryota; Metazoa; Arthropoda; Insecta; Hymenoptera; Vespidae
Gene: tna
Product: Zinc finger MIZ domain-containing protein tonalli
Biological process (GO): regulation of transcription by RNA polymerase II; protein sumoylation
Cellular component (GO): chromatin
Molecular function (GO): zinc ion binding; SUMO ligase activity
Source: RefSeq, a predicted model, not a curated record